AUGCGCGCAGUGUUCGCCGCUCUGGACACCGACGGCGACGGGAUGAUAUCCGCGGACGACCUCCGCGCGUACUCCGCGCAGCGCGGGCUUCCCGCGGGGUAUGCGCUGGAGUUCGUGAGCCGCGCGCAGCAUGGGCGGAGGGGUGCGGAGGAGCACUUAUACGGGGAGCGGCGGACGGAUCCGCAGGUUUUGCGCAACUCCCUGUUCGGUGGCGGAUGGAACGGCGCGGGUUGCGCGGCGGGGGGGCUCCAGGCGGGCGGGGUUGCGGGAGUUGGCAUCGGCGGAAUGCGGAUCCUGGGAAGCGGAGACGGAGUGGCGUCAUGCGCACAGGAGGGGUCGGGCGGAACGAGCGGAGGCAAUAUGGCGCUGUGCCGCGCAUCAGCGGGGUUUGCGGCGUCGUCCUCCCAGGUAGCUCUCACCUCCCAACGAGCUUCAGUGUCGAUCUCUUUGGCGCUACCGCCCGUGGAUCUCCCAGCACUGCUCUCCUCUGCCGCGCAGCAGCUUCACCGCGGGCUGGGCUCGGCGCGCUUGCACCUUAGCAGCUUCAGGGGCGGGGGAACCGGCGGAAUAGGUGGCGGAAGCGGCGGAAGUGGCGGAACCGACGGCGGCGGCGGUGGCGGAGGGGGGUUUGGGGUGUCGUAUGCGGCGUUUGAGGAGUUCGUGGAUGCGAGGGACAGGGCUCUGUGGGACUCGUUUAGGUGCAUGGACAGUAACGGGGAUGGCCGCGUGUCGCAAGCAGACCUCGAACGCAGCAUGAGGGUGCGUGUUACUCACGCUGCUAGUGCCACCCCUGCAAUGGGCAUAACAGCAUGCAACUCCCCCAUGACCACUGGAGGCAACACCGCCACCUCUGCAGCCGUCACCACUCUCAGUGGCAGUACUCGAGCCAGCAGCACCAGCGGCAGCGGUAAUGCCGAGGCAGCACGGCCUGCGGGGCUAGGUCAGCCGUGCUCGGUGGAUUCCGUAGGGCGGGCUUGUAGCGGGAAGAUGUCCGUAUCAUUCGAGGAGUUCCGGGACUACUUCACGCUACUCCCUACAUCCGACCAUCUCUUUGACUACUGGAUCUCCGCCUCCUGCCCGCUCGCCUGCCACGCUUCUUCCGCGCCACGACCAUUCAACGCGCGAGAAGCACUUGAGGGGGCUUCAGCAGUAGUAGGCACGGCUGCCACAGCUGCCGCUGCGGGAAAUGCGUUGAAAAGGAAGCAAGUGUGGAGUGAAGCGGGCUGGAGGGCAUUCUUCCGCGGCAACAUGGUGAACGUGGUGCGCUCGGCCCCUCAGAAAGCAAUCGACUUCUUUGCUUUUGAGGCAUUCAAACAAGCCAUCGCCACUGUCUUCCCCACGGGCCCUGCGGGACUUCAGGUGGUGACAGCAGGUGCUUUAGCAGGUGCCACGUCCACUCUGGCACUCUAUCCUCUCGAUGUCGUCAGAAGCCGCCUCACUGUUGCCGCCCGCUCCCAGUGCACAGGCAUCGCCCAUGCCCUCACCACAAUAGCAAAGACAGAGGGAGUCCCAGCACUCUACCGCGGCCUGGGCGCGUCUCUCCUCUCCAUCCUACCAGAGGACGCCAUCACAUACGGCUGCUUCGAUCUGCUCAAGACCGCCCUGCAGCACUCCACCGGCCGCACCGUGGGAGCGCUGCCCGCCCUGGCCUCCCUGUACCGCGGGCUAGGAGCGUCCCUCCUCUCCAUCCUACCAGAGGCAGCCAUCAAAUACAGCUGCUUUGACCUGCAGCACUCCACUGGCCACACCGUGGGAGUGCUGCCCGCCCUGGCCUGCGGUGUCGAUUACACAGGCAUCGCCCAUGCUCCGACCACGACAGGAAAACCAGAAGGCAUGCCGGCACUCUGUAGAGGCCUCGGUGCUUCUCUCCUCUCCAUUCUACCGGAAGCCGCCAUCACAUGCGGCUGCUUCGACCUGCUCAAGUCUGCUCUGCACCGCUCUACUGGUCGCACCGUGGGAGUGCUGCCCGCCCUGGCCUGCGGCAUUGCUGUACCCGUCACACCCACUCACUCACUCUCUCCAUCCUCCCAUCUACCCCCCGCCCUUCCCCUUCCAACCCCCCAGUGCACAGGCAUUGCCCAUGCCCUCGCAACUAUAGCCAAAACCGAAGGUGUCCCAGCCCUAUAUAGGGGUCUCGGUGCGUCUCUCCUCUCCAUCCUACCGGAAGCCGCCAUCACGUACGGCUGCUUUGACCUCCUCAAGUCCGCCCUGCAGCACUCUACUGGUCGCACCGUGGGAGUGCUACCCGCCUUGGCCUGCGGUGUCGCCUCUGCAUUCACGGGCCAGCUUGUCGCAUACCCUCUCGAGCUCGUUGCGAGGCGCCUGCAGGUCUCUGCUGUUGCUGCUGGUGCUGCUGGUGCUGGUGCAGUUGCAGCAGGGGCGGCGAAGCAUAAUCUGGUUACCGUUACCAAGGCGAUACUGGCGGAACGGGGAGUGGCAGGGCUGUAUCAGGGUAUCGUGCCGGCCUCCCUGAAGGUCAUUCCCAUGGCGAUUGUGAGCUUUGGAGUGUAUGAGUCGGUUAAGUUUGCUCUGGUGCAGCUGGCUGAAAGGGAGGAGGGGUGGCGGGAGGAGAGGGAGAGGAGGCGUGAGGAGGAGGGGAGGAGGAGGUGGGCGGAGGAGGAGAGGAGGUUGGUGGAGGAGGAGAGGAGGGGGAGGAGGGUGUGUUUGCCGGUGUGUAAGGCAUGCUGUCGGGAGGGAGGGUUGUGUGGGAGGCAGAGGGGGAGCGCACUGCUGGUGGUGUGA
Messenger RNA from Closterium sp. NIES-65, 2742 nucleotides. The record is from the annotation of a GenBank genome assembly. NCBI's taxonomy places the organism in Eukaryota, Viridiplantae, Streptophyta, Zygnematophyceae, Desmidiales, Closteriaceae.